Scophthalmus maximus (turbot) is the source of this 4302-nucleotide messenger RNA. It is a transcript of the gene afap1, whose product is annotated as actin filament associated protein 1. Lineage: Eukaryota; Metazoa; Chordata; Actinopteri; Pleuronectiformes; Scophthalmidae. Bases 296 to 2761 code for a protein of 821 amino acids. The transcript is spliced from 18 exons. The record is from RefSeq and is a predicted model, not a curated record. Gene Ontology annotation, molecular function: SH2 domain binding; SH3 domain binding. Gene Ontology annotation, cellular component: cytosol.
GCGAGUGGGACGGAGAGACUUGUGGAGCAGCAGAGGGGAGGAGGAUAGGAGGGGAAGGAGGAGGAGCAGAAAGUUCCGGAGGAGAAAAAAAAAAAAAAGUUUGAAAGAAGAAGAGAGAGGUUUCCAGUGGGUCGGCUCGUCGGCGAGGGAACAAGCGAGCGGAGGCUGCGAAGCGGAGGCAGAAAACGGACCAACGUCUGCGCGCGCGGGGAUUUUACUGCUGCCGGGGAGUCGCUGGGCACGCGCCUGCCCCCUGUGUGCGUCGUCGGGCGGAUUACAUGAGGCUGACUUCACGAUGAGGAGCGACCCUGUUCUGUUCACUUCCAGCCGGGCGAUGGAGGAGCUGGUGUGUGAGCUCCGUCUGUUCCUGGACCUGCUGGACAGGGAGUACCUGAGUGCCGGGGUCCGGGAGAAGAAGAUGCACCUCUCCAACAUCCUCCACAGAGUCCUCUCUGACAAAGAGCCUUCGUUCAAGUCAGAGAUCCACAGCGGACUGCCAGCCCCACCUCAGAUGCCCCUACCUGAGAUUCCUCAUCCCUGGCUGCCUCCAAACAACGGCCCCCCUCCCCUGCCCAGCUCCUCUCUACCAGAAGGAUACUACGAGGAAGCAGUCCCUUUAAGCCCAGGAAAGGCUCCUGAAUACAUCACCUCCAACUACGACUCCGACGCCAUGAGCAGCUCCUAUGAGUCGUACGACGAGGAAGAGGAGGAUGGGAAGGGCCAGAAGAUGCAUCACCAGUGGCCGUCUGAGGAGGCGUCCAUGGAUCUGGUGAAGGACGCUCGCAUCUGUGCAUUCCUGCUGCGCAAGAAACGCUUUGGCCAGUGGACCAAACUCCUCUGUGUCAUCAAAGAUAACAAACUGCUGUGUUACAAGUCCUCCAAGGACCACACCCCCCAGAUGGAGCUGAGCCUGUCUGGGUGCAGCAUCACUCACAUCCCCAAAGACGGCAAGAAGAAGAAGCACGAACUGAAGAUCGUCCACCAGGGGGCCGACGCCCUGGUGCUGGCUGUGCAGAGCAAAGAGCAGGCUGAGGAAUGGCUCAAGGUGAUGCGAGAGGUCUGUGUUAAUGGCAGCGUAGACUCGGACGGAGUUGGAUCUGGAUCGCCUGUGCACAGACCUGAACUGGAAAAGAAAGCAUCGUGUGACAGGCCGAGCUCCGACGGAGAGGUGACCCACGAGAACGGGCACAGCGACUGCAAGGACCAAGGAAAAGGGAAGAAGAACUCUAAGUCUGAGCACAAGACCGGGACGGUGGGGAAGGGUGCGGGGAAGAAGAUCACCAAGAUCAUCGGGCUGGGCAAGAAGAAGCCGUCUACAGACGAGCAGACCUCGUCGGCAGAGGAAGACGUACCCACGUGUGGCUACCUGAACGUGUUGUCCAACAACCGCUGGCGGGAGCGCUGGUGCCGCCUGAAAGACAACCAGCUGCUCCUCCACAAGGACCGGGACGACUUGAAGAGCCACAUUGCCUCCCUGCCGCUGCGGGGCUGCGAGGUCAGCCCCGGCCUGGACCAGAAACACCCCUUUGCCUUCCGCCUGCUCCGCAACAGCCAAGAGGUCGCGGUGCUGGAGGCCUCCUCCUCUGAGGAGAUGGGUCGCUGGUUGGGGGUUUUAUUGGCCGAGACUGGCUCCACCACCGACCCAGCCACCCUGCACUACGACUACAUCGACGUGGAGACCACCGCCAACGUCAUCCAGCUGGCCAAGCAGUCCUUCUGUUUCACAAGUAAGCGUGCUGUCUCCCCUAACCCAUACCUGGACAACCCAGUCAACGGCUACGCCUGUCCCACUGGAAUGGCUUUACACUAUGAUGACGUGCCCAUUAACGGAAUGGAGCCCCAGGCGCCGUACUCCCGUCCCAGCACAGGGGGGCGCCAGCUGAAAGAGGAGGCGCACUAUGAGAACGCUGAACCCUAUGAGAACAUGCCCCCACCCAAGCUGGCCUCUCGCUAUCCUCCCAAGCCUUCCUCCUCUUCUGCUUCCUCUUCCUCCACCUCGGCCAGUCACUACAAAACCCCUGUUUCUAAAAUCUCUUCUAAGCUCCUCUCUGGCGAUGCUAAAACUAAAGGCACUGCUCAGCUGAAGGGAAAGAAGGGCCCAGCAACCAAUGGGGUGGCAUCAAAACAAAAGGCAGAGCCAAAGAACCAGUCCAAGAAGAACGGAGUCAACGGGACCAAUGGGACGGCCUCACUGAAACGCAACAACUCCAAUGCGGAGCAGUGCAAGUACGGAAAGAACCGCGUGGAGGCCGACGCCAAGCGGCUGCAGGCCAAGGAGGAAGAACUGAUGAAGAAGAAGCAGGAGAUCAGGAACCAUCUGACCCAGCUGAAGAAGGAGAGGAGAGACCUGCGCACUGCUGUGGAGGCCGCUGCCGGCAAACGCUCGCACGGCUCCCUGUCGGAGAGGCUGAAGAAGGUGGAGGAGGAUUGCCGGCAGAAGGAGGAGGAGAGGGUGAACCUUGAGCUGGAGCUGACGGAGGUGAAGGAGAGCCUAAAGAAGGCCCUGAGCGGAGGCGUCACCCUGGGCCUUACCAUCGAACCAAAAGCCGGCUCCCCCGGCCUCCAGUCCCCGGCGAUGCUGCGACGUACGCAGGAGUCGUCUCCCUUCUCCAGCUGCGACACCAGUGACACCGAGUCCUGCUCCCUGCCGGUCAACAGCGCGUCGCUGCUGCGCCGGCAGCACGCCGGUCAGAAGCCAUCGCCCGUCCGGGGACACGUCCUCAGGAAGGCCAAGGAAUGGGAGCAGAAGACUGGCACAUAAACCGAUCGCCGCCUCACAUCAGUCUUACUUUUAUUUUAAUUUUUUUUUCUUUCCAAAAAAUUGUCUAUAUAUUUAUUGAAAACUGUUCAUACAGUCGGAGAGUCGUUGAGGAGGACACAGUCAUAGCAUUCACGUGAACCCAAAAAAACUUAGGGGCUGCUUUUAGUAUACUGUAAGUACCACAGCAUAACGACAUAGCAACUCUUAUUGUUUUGAGCAUGCCUAGUGUACUAAGUUGUGCAACCUGUGUUGUCGGCUGCACUUUCUUUUCUUUUUUUAAGCAAACGCCAGUGUUGUUGUUGUUUUUUCCCCCCUACUCAGAAUCUGUUCCAGCAGUUUGGGCUCAAUAGGUCAAAAGUCAAAACCAAGUAUUUAUUUGUAAAUGUUUAAAGGAAAUACUAGCUGCCCUUUGUUUAUUUAUGUUGAUAUAUUUAAAGGGUUGGGGGGGGGGGGGGGGGUUGUAGGAUUUGUGACGCUCCACACAUUUCCAAUUUCCUACACAGUUCUCAUUCCUGGGUGUCAGCGUCAGCAAACAGAGUUCACGUUUGAGGGAGUAAUUAUGACGCACACAGGCUGAGUGACAAACCAGCUCUGCUUUAAAGGGCUUUUUCAAGAAGCAGAAUUAUCCUUCAUAUCAUUCAAAUAACCUGAAAACACGAUGAAACUAGAAUUGCACACGCAGAGUGUAUACUGUACCUCCAAGUGAACAGUCUCCUCAAAUUCAAUCAAGCCGCACCAAUUUUCAAUCAAUAAUAAAUAUCAGUCCCCUAAAUAUGUCAGAUAUUUUUUUCAUAAAUCUCCAUGCAUUAUUACCUGAGAUUAAAAUAUAUAUUUUUUUCAAAUAACCUAUCUCCCAAUGUUAGAGAAAGCAAUACAUUACUCUUUCUUGGCCCAUGUCCGAUCCUUCCACCAAGUUUUUUGUAGAAUUCUGCUGAGAACAAAGUAACUAAGAAACAGGACAGGGGUGAAAACAUAACCUUCCCAUUUUCUUUAAAGAAAAUUACGACCCGAGGCUGUGAUGGAGAAGAAUUGCACGGGAAUGGCAUGAACAGAUCUUAUUUAUUAUUGUUGGGUCAGUGCAAAAGGUUUUUAGUGACCACCUAUCUCACAUUAAACCUGUGUACAUUUACUUCCUGCACUCACUCCUGUAAUAGUUCUACUCAAAAAAACAUAAGGGAAAAGAAUUAUCGCUGAUACAGAUAUAUCGGCCGAUAUAUGUUUUUUAAUGUCAAUGAUUCCUCAGAUGUCGUUAUCAAACCCUUAUGACAAUUUGUAAUAGAGGCUUGAUAUUUUCCAUUUCAACCACAUUUAAAUAACUAUAAAUUAAAAGAAAACACAAAUACAACCAAAUAUAUAUAAAAAAAUUAGGUUUAAACAUGAAUGCACAUCUUUUCUGCAUUGGUUUUUCUGUCAAAUAAAAAGUUUUCAUACCAGCCGACAAAACGCAGAAGGCUCAUCUCAGCUGAUUUCUAUCGGCUGACAGAUACAUCAGCCGGGCUCUUGUCGGAAGUAGCUCAUAAAACUUAAUACGUGGUGACAAA